GCUCAGUGGCCUGGCAGGUGGGGCCGCCGCGGAACUCCAGGUCCGGCCCGAGGCAGAGGGGCGGAGGCGAGAGGGAAGUGGGCGGGAGCCGCGCUCUGAGUCGCCCUGGUCGCCGGCUGCCGCGGAGUUCUGGGCUGGUGGGACCCCGCGCGGGCUAGGUCGGGAUGAGCAAUGGCAUCGGUCAAGGUGGCCGUGAGGGUCCGGCCCUUGAAUCGCAGGGAAAAGGACUUGGAGGCCAAGUUCAUUAUUCAGAUGGAGAAAAGCAAAACAACAAUCACAAACUUAAAGAUACCAGAAGGAGGCACUGGGGAUUCAGGAAGAGAACGGACCAAGACCUUCACCUAUGACUUUUCUUUUUAUUCUGCUGAUACAAAAAGCCCAGAUUAUGUUUCACAAGAAAUGGUUUUCAAAACCCUCGGCACAGAUGUCGUGAAGUCUGCAUUUGAAGGUUAUAAUGCUUGUGUCUUUGCAUAUGGGCAAACUGGAUCUGGAAAGUCAUACACUAUGAUGGGAAAUUCUGGAGAUUCUGGCUUAAUACCUCGAAUCUGUGAAGGGCUCUUCAGUCGGAUAAAUGAAACCACCAAAUGGGAUGAAGCUUCUUUUCGAACUGAAGUCAGCUACUUAGAAAUUUAUAACGAACAUGUGAGAGAUCUACUUCGGCGGAAGUCAUCUAAAACCUUCAAUUUAAGAGUCCGUGAGCAUCCCAAAGAAGGCCCCUAUGUUGAGGAUUUAUCCAAACAUUUAGUACAGAAUUAUGGUGAUGUAGAAGAACUUAUGGAUGCGGGCAAUAUCAACCGGACCACCGCAGCAACUGGGAUGAAUGACGUCAGUAGCAGGUCUCAUGCCAUCUUCACCAUCAAGUUCACUCAGGCUAAAUUUGAUUCUGAAAUGCCAUGUGAAACUGUGAGCAAGAUCCACUUGGUCGAUCUUGCCGGAAGUGAGCGUGCAGAUGCCACCGGAGCCACCGGGGUUAGGCUAAAGGAAGGGGGAAAUAUCAACAAGUCCCUCGUGACUCUAGGGAACGUCAUUUCUGCCUUAGCUGAUUUAUCUCAGGAUGCAGCAAACCCUCUUGCAAAGAAGAAGCAAGUUUUUGUGCCUUACAGGGAUUCUGUAUUGACUUGGUUGUUAAAAGAUAGCCUUGGAGGAAACUCUAAAACUAUCAUGAUUGCCACCAUUUCACCUGCUGAUGUCAAUUAUGGAGAAACCCUAAGUACUCUUCGCUAUGCAAAUAGAGCCAAAAACAUCAUCAACAAGCCUACCAUUAAUGAGGAUGCCAAUGUCAAACUUAUCCGUGAGCUGCGAGCUGAAAUAGCCAGACUGAAAACGCUGCUUGCUCAAGGGAAUCAGAUUGCCCUCUUAGACUCCCCCACAGCUUUAAGUAUGGAGGAAAAACUUCAGCAGAAUGAAGCAAGAGUUCAAGAAUUGACCAAGGAAUGGACAAAUAAGUGGAAUGAAACCCAAAAUAUUUUGAAAGAACAAACCCUAGCCCUCAGGAAAGAAGGUAUAGGAGUUGUUUUGGAUUCUGAACUGCCUCAUUUGAUUGGCAUUGAUGAUGACCUUUUGAGCACUGGAAUCAUCUUAUAUCACUUAAAGGAAGGUCAGACAUAUGUUGGUAGAGAAGAUGCUUCCACGGAGCAAGAUAUUGUUCUUCAUGGCCUUGACUUGGAGAGUGAGCAUUGCAUCUUUGAAAAUAUUGGGGGGACAGUGACUCUUAUACCCCUGAGUGGGUCCCAGUGCUCUGUGAAUGGUGUUCAGAUCAUGGAGGCCACACAUCUAAAUCAAGGUGCUGUGAUUCUCUUGGGAAGAACCAAUAUGUUUCGCUUUAACCAUCCCAAGGAAGCUGCCAAGCUCAGGGAGAAGAGGAAGAGUGGCCUUCUGUCCUCCUUCAGCUUGUCCAUGACCGACCUCUCGAAGUCCCGUGAGAACCUGUCUGCAGUCAUGUUGUAUAACCCCGGUCUUUUCUCUGUAAAAGGACCCAUCUGUCUAAGACUUGAAUUUGAGAGGCAGCAGCGUGAAGAGCUUGAAAAAUUAGAAAGUAAAAGGAAACUCAUAGAAGAAAUGGAGGAAAAGCAGAAAUCAGACAAGGCCGAACUGGAGCGGAUGCAGCAGGAGGUGGAGACCCAGCGCAAGGAGACAGAAAUCGUGCAGCUCCAGAUUCGCAAGCAGGAGGAGAGCCUCAAACGCCGCAGCUUCCACAUCGAGAACAAGCUAAAGGAUUUACUCGCCGAGAAGGAAAAGUUUGAAGAGGAAAGGCUGAGGGAACAGCAGGAAAUCGAGCUGCAGAAGAAGAGACAAGAAGAAGAGAGCUUUCUCCGCUUCCAAGAAGAGCUCCAGCGACUCAAAGAACUCAACAACACUGAGAAGGCCGAGAAGUUUCAGAUAUUUCAAGAACUGGACCGACUCCAAAGGGAAAAAGAUGAACAGUGUGCCAAGCUCGAACUGGAAAAAAAGAGACUGGAGGAGCAGGAGAAGGAGCAGGUGAUGCUCGUGGCCCAUCUGGAAGAGCAGCUCCGAGAGAAACAGGAGAUGAUCCAGCUCCUGUGGUGCGGGGAGGUGCAGUGGGUGGAAGAGGAGAAGAAGGAUCUGGAAGGUAUUAGGGAAUCCCUCCUGCGGGUGAAGGAGGCACGUGCUGGAGGGGAUGAAGAUGGCGAGGAGUUAGAAAAGGCUCAACUGCGUUUCUCCGAAUUCAAGAGAAGGCAGCUUGUCAAGCUGAUGAACUUGGAGAGGGACCUGCUUCAGCAGAAAGACCUCCUGAAAAAAGAAAUCCGAGAAGAACAGGAGAUCCUAGACUGUUUAAAAUGUGAACAGGACAAAGAAUCUAGAUUGUUGGGAAAACAUGAUGAGAGUGUCACAGAUGUCACCCAAGUGGCCCAAGAUUUCGAGAAAAUGAAGCCAGUGGAGUGCAGGCUGCAAUAUAAGGAACGCCAGCUACAAUACCUCCUGCAGAAUCACUUGCCAACUCUGCUGGAAGAAAAGCAGAGAGCAUUUGAAAUUCUUGAUGGAGCCCCUCUCAGCUUGGACAAUACUCUUUAUCAAGUAGAAAAGGAAAUGGAAGAAAAAGAAGAACAGCUUGCACAGUACCAAGCCAAUGCAAGCCAGCUGCAAAAGCUCCAAGCCACCUUUGAAUUCACUGCCAACAUUGCGCGUCAGGAGGAAAAAGUGAGGAAAAAGGAAAAGGAGAUUCUGGAGUCGAGAGAGAAGCAGCAGAGAGAAGCACUGGAGCGGGCUGUGGCCAGGCUGGAGAGGAGACAUUCUGCCCUGCAGAGGCGCUCAACCCUGGGCAUGGAGAUUGAAGAGCAGAGGCAGAAACUUGCCACUCUGAACAGCGGCAGCAGAGAGCAGUCAGGGCUCCAGGCCAGCCUGGAGGCUGAGCAGGAAGCCCUGGAGAAGGACCAGGAAAGGUUAGAAUAUGAAAUCCAGCAGCUGAAGCAGAAGAUUUACGAGGUUGAUGGUGUUCAAAAAGGUCAUCAUGGGACCCCGGAAGGGAAGGUGGCUUCUUCCAUCUUGCCAUUCAGUGCUGAAAAAUCACAGCUGGUUCCCCUGAUGGAUGCCAGGAUCAAUGCUUACAUUGAAGAAGAAGUGCAAAGACGUCUUCAGGAUUUGCAUCUUGGAAUUAGUGAAGGCUGCAGUACAUCUGCAGACAUGAAGGAUAAUGAGAGACUUCACAAUGGCACCAUUCAACGCAAGCUAAAAUAUGAGAAAAGGCAGUUUUGCCCAGCAUGGUAUCUUGACCCGCUUCUGCCCAGAGAUGCCACUGACACUUCCAGCCUCAUGAGAGAGGAGAGGAGGGAGGUGGAUCAGAACGACCACUGGGAUCAUCCUGUGCUGUGGAGCAUCUCAGGCCCUAAAACAACUUCCUCAGCAUCACAAGAGAGAGCCCACCAGCACAGGGAUCAGUCCUCGGUACCCGAGGUAUUGCCGGACAGUGAAACCCAAUAUUGUCAUCCUGAGAACGCUGGCCAUUGUGAACCAAAAUGUUUUACUCUACCUGAAAUCCCUUUUUUUAAUGAAAGUAACACCAAUGAUGCAGAAGGUUUGCAGAAUAAGUCAGAAAAUUUCAGUGACCUGGUGACUCAGAAAGAUGAACACAGCUUGAGAGUCAAGUCCAGUUGGACUUUGCUGCAACAUACAUCCCAGGAAGUGUCUAUAAAUAGUGGAGGCAAGCAGGCCAGACAAGGCAAGGUGCUCUGCUUGGUUCUGUCUGAAGACAUUUCUCAUGAGGAGAGAGCAUCCUGCAGUGCGCCACAGAGUGUCCUGGCCUCUGAGUUUUACAGUGAGCAGCAAGGUGAGGAAGGGUUGGAUGCUAAAAAAAUGAGCUCAUCAGAGUCACUGAUAAAUAUCAGAACAGAAGGAGACAAUGGACUGGGAUAUUUUUACCACAAGCUCUCAGACCUUUAUAAAGAUACCAGCAGCCACCUCCUUCAGGCUGGCACAAAGGUGAUCGGCCAAUCCAGGCUCAUGGGAAGUCUGUGUGCCCCAAGGGGGCUCCCCUCCCAGGUAACAACAUUUGUCAGAAGCCUGCCAUUUCUGAAGCACUUGGCCCCACACAUGCCCUUCAAGAUUGAUGUGCAGUCGACAGAAUCUCAUCCUCCAGAAGCUCAGCUUGGCAGCAGUGAGAGCAAAGCCGUGGGGAGCCUGAGGCCAGCAGAGGGUGCGGCACCUUACCGGGCCUCUGUCUUUGCAGCUUCAGGUUUACCACAUUCUUUGUCAAGCUCAGUUUUUCGCCUUGAAUAUGAAGAUGCCAGAAAGUGCUCUGCAUUUAAGCAGAGCCUUGUGCAAUUCCCCGACCAAAUGCUGAAACUUCAAGAGUGCCCUUUAAAAGACCUUCUUAAGCAUGUGACUUGUUCUCUGCCAGAACCUUUGGGCAACCCGAGUGCAGUCAGAGGCAUUUACUGGCUCGCUGUUGCUAACUGCACAGCACCUGACCCCCAGCCAGCGUGUUUGCUCCUGCUUCAGUCAACUUUAUAUGCUGUGGUCCUGUCAGAUAAUGUCCUUGGCUCAAUGAGCAUUUUUCAUGCUCUACCUCUCUCUGGUCUACAGGAGAUUCAAAUUGGCUUUGGUGGACAGAGCAUUCGAUUCUUGAGCUCUGCAGAGGGUCUUUUGCUCACUGUGUUCAGUUACAACAAACACCUCUCUCAACAGCUCUGUCGUGACCUCCUGUGUGUCCUGAUGCCAGAACCUGAUGCCGCUGCCUGCGCUGAUCAUCCCUUGCUCCAGCAAGAUCUGGUUCAGCUUUCUCUUGAUUGUAAAGCAGAAAUCCCUGAAUUAAUUUUGCCAAAUGGAGUUCAGGUGUCAUCCAAAUUCCAGACGACCUUGGUUGACAUGAUUUACUUUCUUCAUGGAAAUAUGGAAGUCAACGUCCCCUCCCUGGCAGAAGUUCAGUUACUGCUCUAUACAACAGCGAGAGUCAUGCGUGACUCUGGCCAUGACCAGUGCCUGUCGCUUGUCCUUCUGAACACCCACAUUGCACUGCUGAGGGAGGACCAUGUUUUUUAUCCACGUACUCGGUCUCUAAACAUGUCUCCUCCAGGUACACAGUUUGAUGUGAUCAAGUGCCAUGCUUUAAGUAAAUUCAGAUGUGUGGUUGUUCCAGAAAAGAAAAAUAUAUCAACAGUAGAACUUGUCUUCUUACAAAAGCUCAGACUUCCAGUAGAUUCCAGAAACAGUGCAUCUGAGCACUUUCAGGCAGCCCCAAAUGUCCAGUCGUUCACCACCCCAUUGGAUCUUCAAGGCAGUCAGAAUGUCACACCUGAGGUCUGGAAACUUACUCUCAGUUCUCAAGAUGAGGCUCUUUGGCUAAUCUCACAUUUGACAAGAAUCUACGGAGGAGAGUUUUGAAGAUGCGUGCCGUGUAUUUUUGAGAUCAUUAAUAAAAUAAGCAUUGUGAAAACAAUCAAGGCAAUAUGAAUAUCUCUGUGUAGCUAAUUGAAUUGGAACUGGGAAAACGCAGACCUCUAAAAUUGAAAAUGUAAAUAUUUUUAACGACAAUAAAAUAAAAAUAGCUAAUAGCAGAGCCCUGUUAAAAUAUCUUUAUCACCACCUUGCUUCAUUUUCUCAAAACUCAGCUUGUAAAUUUGGGUCUGCCUCAUUGUUUGUGAGGUGAUUAAAGCAUUUCUGAUUG
Cebus imitator (Panamanian white-faced capuchin) is the source of this 6121-nucleotide messenger RNA. RefSeq names its product kinesin family member 16B (gene KIF16B). Gene Ontology annotation, molecular function: ATP binding; microtubule motor activity; microtubule binding. Lineage: Eukaryota; Metazoa; Chordata; Mammalia; Primates; Cebidae. Gene Ontology annotation, biological process: microtubule-based movement. The record is from RefSeq and is a predicted model, not a curated record. The coding region runs from base 172 to 5838 and encodes 1888 amino acids. The transcript is spliced from 24 exons.